This is a messenger RNA of Talaromyces proteolyticus, 267 nucleotides long. RefSeq lists its product as uncharacterized. The record is from RefSeq and is a predicted model, not a curated record. The transcript has a single exon. Lineage: Eukaryota; Fungi; Ascomycota; Eurotiomycetes; Eurotiales; Trichocomaceae. The coding region runs from base 54 to 236 and encodes 60 amino acids.
CGGCGCCGAAACACCUUUCGACAACUCCCAGGAUCCGCAGGCUGUAGAAUGGAAUGCGUUCCCCAAACUUGCAUGACAUCUAUUUGAAAGCCAAACAAAGUUACUUUGUUUUGACGUGUAAAAUUUAUGUCAAGGAUUCCUUUCCAGGCGAACCUCGCCGAUGGCAAAUUGCGGAUGCCACCCGCGUCGUUCAAGAUGAGUAUCUCGAGUGGUCAGUAAACCGGGGUCCUAGGUAAUACUCAGGAGAUAUUUAUAGUGUAAGAUUCA